Haliotis rubra (blacklip abalone) is the source of this 692-nucleotide messenger RNA. Its product is annotated as BAG family molecular chaperone regulator 1-like. Gene Ontology annotation, cellular component: membrane; cytoplasm; cytosol. Lineage: Eukaryota; Metazoa; Mollusca; Gastropoda; Lepetellida; Haliotidae. Bases 104 to 649 code for a protein of 181 amino acids. Gene Ontology annotation, molecular function: adenyl-nucleotide exchange factor activity; protein-folding chaperone binding. The transcript is spliced from 7 exons. The record is from RefSeq and is a predicted model, not a curated record. Gene Ontology annotation, biological process: protein stabilization.
GGCGGCGGAUGGAGUUGACUGUUUGAAGUUGCAGUUGGUACAUGGUGCAGAUAGACAGGAUCUCUAUGUACCGAUCCCAGGUCCCAGGAAGCAUGAACUUGGGAUGUGUCUACCAGAGGAAGAGGCGGGCGAUGUGCUCACUGUCAGACACCUCAUUGAGGCAGUUGCUGAUCUCACUGAAAUCCCACAGGCAAACCAAAGGCUCAUCUUUAAAGGACGUUCACUAACAAAGCUAGACGAAAGUUUAACAUCACUUGGGGUGAAACAAGGCUCGAAGAUUAUGCUGCUAGGAAGGAAGCCUGAGUCAGUGGAUGUGGUGGAUGAACAGAAGUUGAAGAAAGCUGAGGCAGAACUGGAAAAACUGUCCAAAACCCUCAGUGAUAUCACACAUGAGCUUGAUGGUAUAAAUAAGGGCUUCCUGGAAAAGAAGCUUCAGUCUCCAGCGCUGCAGAAGCUGGGCAAGAAGAUUGGGUCUGCGUCCGAAGCCUUCAUGAAGCUGCUCGAGUCACUUGACGCUCUCCGUUUUGCAGAGGACAAUAAGGGCCCGAAGAUUAAGAAGAAAAACAUGGUUGACAGAAUACAGAAAUACCUGGAUCGUUGUGACACAUUGGCCGAAGGUGUAAAAGAUAUUCUACAAGGGCCUUCAUGAGUUUAAAUUGUUUUGUUAUUCAAUAUUAGGCAAGGUUGUUGAA